Dicrocoelium dendriticum is the source of this 1334-nucleotide messenger RNA. The record is from the annotation of a GenBank genome assembly. Lineage: Eukaryota; Metazoa; Platyhelminthes; Trematoda; Plagiorchiida; Dicrocoeliidae.
GACUGGGUUCGCGCCAAUUUCGUCAUCGUUUUUGUUCUCCUCAUUAAUGCAAGCUUGGCGUUCCUCUUCUUUAACCUACUCACACGUUCGACAGAGACAGAUGGGAGAAACGCAGAUCAGUCACCAAGGGUAGCGCAUACUCCCUCGGGUUCGAAUCCACCGCCAACGAUGCAGCUGGCAAAGAGUGUACUUACAAAAGCUUUGAAGAAGGUCAAAUCACACAAGCGGUUGGACACCGAUGAAUCUAGGUGAUUUUCACCGCGAAUUGCAAUAAAAUCUUUGGACGACCUUCGGUGACUAAUAUUUGCUCUUUCCAACUUGCAAGAAAAAGUCCACAAAGCAAAUGAUCAGGCUUUGUGAGCAUGAUUAUCAGGAAAUAAUUACCACAACUUCAUCGCCCGUUUGUCGGCUGAAACAGCAAUCACGAUUUCUGUGGGUGUAUCCUGGCAAUCUUUGCUUCCUUAGGUGUUUGCCAGAACGUACGCAAAAACGGAUUUUUAUAUAAUCCCUGUUGAGGCUUUUAUACAACCUGACGCCAGUCGCCAGUUCCAAGGUCCUCUAUUAAGUUAUAUGAAAACUGCUAACUGUAAACAGAUUUACAACCUAGUUUGAAUCCCUUCCUUUUGAAUGGGUGCUACACAAUCAAUUUCACUUAAUCGUGUGAUAACUGGCCAUCCAUUCACACUGUGCUUAGCAGUAGACAUGGACAUGGAGACACAAUUGGUACGGCCAAUUUACUUCGCUCAAAGCCAACCUGUUAGGCAGUUAGGGUUUACAGUGUUGCCUCCUGUAGAGUCAAUUGUUCAUCAUUCAAUGGCUGUGGGAAAUAGUACAUUUCCUUCCAUUUUCGAGUGUAAAGCCCCUGCUCAACAUCCAUUCCCUACUUCUCACACGUCUACUCAAAUUGUUGCCUUGUUCUCGGACUUCCGAACAAUCCCCAAUUUUGUUCUUUUCUCAGCACAGCCUGUGUGUAUACUCCUUAUCCCCCGAAUACUACACAUCGGUCUCCGGUCUCUCGCUCUUGACUUCAAAGCAAAAUCUGAUUGUUCAAAUGUCCAGUUUGCCUCUGGCCUAGGUCAUACUUUCGUGAUUCACAAACAAACAACAGCUUGGUUCCUAGAGAAGAACGCUCCAAAGCGUGUCUAUUGCCAAUCAAAAUAGAAUAUGUUCUAUAGAAAGGCGAACUUGAAAGGGAACCAUCACUUCAUGCAAAGACAUUUUCUAUACUUUGCUUCGAUUCAAGCGCUUUCUAAGUUUUAUCAAUGUGACUAUUCUAUUUUCCUUGUUUGUGAUGGCUUUCUUUGUGAUGUCACCAUGGAUAUAAAUAGAUACCG